Triticum dicoccoides is the source of this 777-nucleotide messenger RNA. RefSeq lists its product as uncharacterized. The transcript is spliced from 2 exons. Bases 125 to 613 code for a protein of 162 amino acids. Lineage: Eukaryota; Viridiplantae; Streptophyta; Magnoliopsida; Poales; Poaceae. The record is from RefSeq and is a predicted model, not a curated record.
UUUUGAACCUGUUCACAAGGAUGACUUGGCAAUUCAUCAUGUGUGGUUUGAGUCGUUUGUGAGCAAGCUCUUUCUUGAUGGCCUAGACCAGGAACUAAACCUCCGUCGUCAAUUGAUAUUUGCAAUGCCUGAGUGGCCUAGUCUUGAUGAUAUUAUUUCUAGCAUGAUUGAGGAGGAGACUCGUUUGGCACAACCGAAGGAGGAUGGUCAGGAGCGUGCAGAUGCUCGUGCUGCAUUAUCCGUACAACCUCGUCAUGCUACAAAUUCCUUUGGUAAGGUGGAUAAAAGCAAAUUGCUUUGUGACCAUUGCAAGAGAAAAGGACACACCAAGGGUGAGUGUUUUGAGUUGCAUGGUUAUCCACCUUGGUGGGAUAAAGGGAGAUCUCGGCUAGGGGGAGCUCGGGGUUCAAACAAAAGACAAGCUAAUUACAAUGCAUCUGCAAGGGAACUACCUGUGGUAGAUAUGCAAGCUCUUGAGGAUUUCAAAUCCAAGCUCAAACUCUCCGAAGGCUCAUCUUCGUCCCAAGGUUCCUCCAAACUUGAUUCUAGCUUUAAUGCCAUCACCCAAGGAGCUUGGGACAGGGAGAGUUCUCGGGACUGGGACCAUGCAUGAGGGACUCUACUAUCUUGAUGAAGGGGGAGAUGAAAUUGCUCUUGCAACCUGCAUGUCUCCUACUCAAGAAUUGUUACUUCACCACCGAAGAUUGGGACACCUCUCUUUUGCUGCUAUGUCACGUAUUUAUCCCUCUCUCUUUAAAUUGUGUUCUAGAGAAUCCC